GCCUAACUCCACGCCAGCUCACGGGUCGCGGCUCACUUGAGGCUGAACUUUACCGAUUUGAACUUUCUGAACCUCUCGAUGUCGAACCGCUUGAGCAGCUGGAACCACUCCUCCACCAGCCGCUUUCGAAUUGACAUGUCGAGCCGGUCACGUCGCUCCGGCGCAGCCGACUCCUGGUAGAGCGCGGCGACUACCAGCGCAUCUGCGGGCCGCACGACGAUGAAGGCCGGCGAGUCCUCCCCUUUGCGGUGGCCGUACACGACCACAUAUCUGAGGGGGCGGCCGAAGGGGUGCCGCCGCUCAAGACCCAGAUCGUGGAGCGCGUCGAUGAGAAGGUAGUCCUUGCCGGUGUCGAUGGGCUGUGUGGCGAGGGCGCGCAGCUUGGCGUCCAUCGGGCCUUCGUAUGUCAUGAACAUGUGGCUGUGCGGGUAGUCCUCGAAGGGCAGGGUGUGGCGGAUGGCGAAGGAUGUGAAAGAGGGAUAAACGAGCGACUCGCAGCGGACCACCGGAUCGCUCGUCGAGUACGAGGCCUGUGCAUAAAGAGUGAAAGUUAGGUGCAGUGAGAGACACAAUCAGAACCAACACGCAACAAACUCACCUUGUAGGGGUGACCGGCCGGUAGGCUGGUCAAGGGCACGAUCUCAAAACCCUUGCCGCGCAGUCGAUAUUGGUCGCCUUGGUGAGUGUUGGUGUCGAAGUACGUGUCGAAGUGGCUACGGUCAGACGCUUUGGCCGACUGCUCAGCGCCCCUGCCGUCAUCGCCCUCGUCCUUGGCUGCAAGCAGAGAAGCAUCAUUACACAACACAUGAUCAGAAGGCGCGGUGCGGUGCGGUGUGUGGUGCAAUGAGAGAAAGGGGAGGCCUUCUCGUGUCUGUGCUCACCGCGUGUCAUGAGCAUCGCCCGACGAUCCCUCAGGCUCACCCUGCGCGCAGCCAUGGGACCCAUGUGUGUGUUGCCUUGUCUUGUGUUGUGUAUGUGCCUGCCUUCCUACCUCUGCGACGGGUCGAGCUCGAUGACCUUAUUGACGUCGGAGAGGGCGAGCCGCCACUUGCCCUGCUUCUCGUAGGCGCCGCUGCGACGCUGGUAGGCCUGCGCACGGAACAACGUACACACACGACGUAGACAGAGUAAGCGUGUGCCUGACCUUGAUGUAUCGUGGGUUGUUGAUGACGGCACUGGUGCAGUCGACGACGGCCGCGGCGUAGUUUCCCUGCUGUAUGUGACAGGCAGCCCUGAGCAAUGAUUCGAAAAACAACACAUCACCCAACCCACCCAACAGGCAGGGAGACCCACACUUUCUCUCUCCCCUUGCCCUGCCCGCACACACCUGUUGGCGAGUAUGAUGGCCUUGAAGCCCUUCUCGUCGUGAGGGCACCUAUCCGAUGCAUCUGAGAGCACAAACAAGCCUUUGCUCCGUGUUUCCCCGAGACCCCCAUCACACACAAACUUGCACCCACUCACUUCACUCACCUGUGUAGAGCUUGAUGGCGUCGUCGUAUCGCCCCUCACGGUAGUGGACGUUGCCCGCCUCCUUGAGCCGCUCGCACGCCGCUCUGUCCACCACCACCAGGGUCUGAGGCCGCCCAUUGUUGGUCAGCAGUUGCCCGAAUGUCUUGUAGAUGCCCAUGGCCAGCGGCAGCUGUUUGAAGGCUGUCGUGCUGGGGAUGGUGUCCAUGAUGCCCUUAGGCGGCAGCCGUAUCGGCAGCUGCUCCACCACCUCGAAGUUCUUGGCCACACGGGCGUACGGCGCCAUCGACGGCCACACGGCCGCCCCUUCUUCAAAGACCCAGGCGCAGCGGGAGAGGUAGCCGAAGUAGGUGAGCCCAUCGGGCAUCACCACAUCAUCAUGUGCAUCUGUCGGGGCGCUCGUCGGGGCGGCUCCAUCUGCCUCAUCAUCCUGAUUGCUGUCCUCAUCUUGAGGCUGCCGCUGGACGUCGAAGAGUCCGUCGAGGCCGUGGCGGGUCAGUGAGCCCUCGAUGCGGCGGAGCAUCACCGUGCUGUCGAUGAGAGCUCCCUCAGUGCCGGAGAUGCAUCUGAAGGUGAGCAUGUCAUGGAUGGUGCCGAAGCGGCUGCUCCGCCACAGAUCCAGGGGCACCUGGUACGACAUGAGGACUGCGAGAAAUGCACGGGAGAUGCGAAAAGAGAAAUGUCG
Messenger RNA from Vitrella brassicaformis, 2152 nucleotides. The record is from the annotation of a GenBank genome assembly. NCBI's taxonomy places the organism in Eukaryota, Vitrellaceae.